AUGCAUCAGAGCGCGUCGGCGAGCAAGAACGGCUCUCCCUCUGUUGCGGAAUCGGGCGCGAGAGGCUCAUGGGGGUGGAUUGUUGCCAGGAGGGAGGAGGAGGAGGAGGAGGAGGAGGAGGAGGAGGAGGAGGAGGAGGAGGAGGAGGAGGAGGAGGAGAAGCAGCAGGAGGUGGUGGAGGAGGAGAGGAGAGGUUGGAGCAGCUGGAAAAGGGAGGCUCACCUGAUAAGCAAGUAA
Molecule: messenger RNA, 237 nt
Organism: Drechmeria coniospora
Lineage: Eukaryota; Fungi; Ascomycota; Sordariomycetes; Hypocreales; Ophiocordycipitaceae
Exons: 2
Coding region: 1-237 (78 amino acids)
Source: RefSeq, a predicted model, not a curated record